Molecule: messenger RNA, 4481 nt
Organism: Myotis brandtii (Brandt's bat)
Lineage: Eukaryota; Metazoa; Chordata; Mammalia; Chiroptera; Vespertilionidae
Gene: WWP2
Product: WW domain containing E3 ubiquitin protein ligase 2
Exons: 25
Coding region: 88-2751 (887 amino acids)
Biological process (GO): negative regulation of transcription by RNA polymerase II; ubiquitin-dependent protein catabolic process; regulation of monoatomic ion transmembrane transport
Molecular function (GO): protein binding; ubiquitin protein ligase activity
Source: RefSeq, a predicted model, not a curated record
ACAGAAUUAUGUAUGAGUAAAAAGAUCCAUUCAAAGUACAAGAUAGACUUCUAGCAAAGAUGGAAUGACACGGACACCUUAUGACUAAUGAUGUGGAAUAUCUUUUCAUGUGCUUAUUGGCCGUUGUUUCCUGGUGAUGACAUGGCAUCUGCCAGCGCCAGCCGGACAGGAGUGGCCCUGCCUUUUGAGAAGUCUCAGCUUACUUUGAAAGUGGUGUCAGCAAAGCCCAAGGUGCACAAUCGCCAACAUCGAAUUAACUCAUUUGUGGAAGUGGCAGUGGAUGGACUGCCCAGUGAGACCAAGAAGACUGGGAAGCGAAUCGGGAGCUCCGAGCUUCUCUGGAAUGAGAUCAUCAUUUUGAAUGUCACGGCCCAGAGUCAUUUAGAUUUGAAGGUCUGGAGCUGCCAUACCUUAAGAAAUGAACUGCUAGGCACCGCCUCUGUCAACCUCUCCAAUGUCCUGAAGAACAAUGGGGGCAAAAUGGAGAACACACAGCUGACCCUGAACCUGCAGACGGAGAACAAAGGCGGUGUUGUCUCGGGCGGUGAGCUGACAAUUUUCCUGGACGGGCCGACUGUUGAUCUGGGAAGUGUGCCUAAUGGCAGUGCCGUGACAGACGGAUCACAGCCACCUUCGAGAGAAUCCAGCGGGACUGCUGUCACUGCCGAGAGCCGGCACCAGUCCCCCAGCACCAACUGCUUUGGAGGGAGAUCCCGGACGCACAGACAUUCAAGUGGUUCAGCCAGAACAACCACAGCAACCGACGAGCGAAGUCCUGGUACUAACAACCGGCACCGCCAGCCCGUCAAGAACCCAAGCCACAGUGGCUUGGCCAAUGGCACAGUGAAUGAUGAACCUGCUGCAGCCACUGAUCCCGAAGAACCUUCUGUUGUUGGUGUGACAUCCCCACCUGCAGCGACGAGUGUUACCCCAAACCCCACUGCAGGGUCUCUCCCUGCUCCAGCCACGCCAGCUGAAGGAGAGGAGCCCAGCACGUCGGGCACACAGCAGGUCCUCCCGGCUGUCCCGGCCCCCGAUGCUCUGCCUGCUGGAUGGGAACAGCGAGAGUUGCCCAACGGCCGUGUCUAUUAUGUUGACCACAAUACCAAGACCACCACCUGGGAACGUCCUCUUCCUCCAGGCUGGGAGAAACGCACAGACCCCCGAGGCAGAUUUUACUAUGUGGAUCACAACACUCGGACCACCACCUGGCAGCGCCCCACAGCCGAGUAUGUGCGCAACUAUGAGCAGUGGCAGUCACAGCGGAAUCAGCUCCAGGGCGCCAUGCAGCACUUCAGCCAAAGAUUCCUCUACCAGUCUUCGAGUGGUUCAACCGACCAUGACCCACUGGGCCCCCUCCCUCCAGGCUGGGAGAAGAGACAGGACAACGGACGGGUGUAUUACGUGAACCAUAACACGCGCACCACCCAGUGGGAGGACCCUCGGACCCAGGGGAUGAUCCAGGAGCCAGCUCUGCCCCCAGGGUGGGAGAUGAAGUACACCAACGAGGGGGUGCGCUACUUCGUGGACCACAAUACCCGUACCACCACCUUUAAGGAUCCUCGCCCAGGGUUCGAGUCAGGGGCGAAGCAAGGUUCCCCUGGUGCCUAUGACCGAAGUUUCCGGUGGAAGUAUCACCAGUUCCGUUUCCUCUGCCAUUCAAAUGCCCUCCCCAGCCACGUGAAGAUCAGCGUUUCCAGGCAGACACUUUUUGAGGAUUCUUUCCAACAGAUCAUGAACAUGAAACCCUACGACCUGCGCCGCCGGCUCUACAUCAUCAUGCGUGGCGAGGAGGGCCUGGACUACGGGGGCAUUGCCAGAGAGUGGUUUUUCCUCCUGUCCCAUGAGGUGCUCAACCCCAUGUAUUGCUUAUUCGAAUACGCCGGGAAGAACAAUUACUGCCUGCAGAUCAACCCCGCCUCCUCCAUCAACCCUGACCACCUCACCUACUUCCGCUUCAUCGGCAGGUUCAUUGCCAUGGCUCUGUACCAUGGAAAGUUCAUUGACACGGGCUUCACCCUCCCUUUCUACAAGCGGAUGCUCAACAAGAGACCGACCCUGAAGGACCUGGAGUCCAUCGACCCCGAAUUCUACAACUCCAUCAUCUGGAUCAAAGAGAACAACCUAGAGGAGUGUGGCCUCGAGCUGUACUUCAUCCAGGACAUGGAGAUUUUGGGCAAGGUGACCACCCACGAGCUGAAGGAAGGUGGCGAGAGCAUCCGAGUGACGGAGGAGAACAAGGAAGAGUACAUCAUGCUGCUGACUGACUGGCGUUUCACCCGGGGCGUGGAGGAGCAGACCAAAGCCUUCCUAGACGGCUUCAACGAGGUGGCCCCCUUGGAGUGGCUGCGCUACUUUGAUGAGAAAGAGCUGGAGCUGAUGCUGUGCGGCAUGCAGGAGAUAGACAUGAACGACUGGCAGAAGAACACCAUCUACCGGCACUACACCAAGAACAGCAAGCAGAUCCAGUGGUUCUGGCAGGUGGUGAAGGAGAUGGACAACGAGAAGAGUAUCCGGCUGCUGCAGUUUGUUACAGGGACCUGCCGCCUGCCUGUCGGGGGAUUUGCCGAACUCAUUGGUAGCAACGGACCACAGAAGUUUUGCAUCGACAAGGUUGGCAAGGAAACCUGGCUGCCCCGAAGCCACACCUGUUUCAACCGUCUGGAUCUCCCACCAUACAAGAGCUAUGAACAACUGAAGGAGAAGCUGCUGUACGCCAUUGAGGAGACGGAGGGCUUUGGACAGGAGUAACUGAGGCUGCCCCCUCCCCUGCGCCCUGCACACAUGUAGUCACGAGUCCUCCCUGCCUGAGAGGCUGCCGGCCGUAGCCCCGGGAGGCCCCGCAGAUGGUGGCCCUGCGCGGGACCACACUGUCAUCGGGCUGGUGGCAGCAGAGCCUGACCUCAAGAGGCCCUGCCCACCCCUCCCUCCUUCCCGCUGGUGGCAGUCUGGAAUAAAGCCCCUUAGUCACCUUAGCCCAACACCUGUUGCAGCCUGGAGGGCUGACCCUCUGCGAAGCUCACUGAGCCUCCUUCUCCCCUACGGCCAGCCCUAGGUGUGCGUGAGUGUGCAAGCGGGGGUGCCCGUGCCGAAGGGCUGCAGCACAAGCUGAGGGCCUCACGGGCUAGUUAGGCGAGAAGGAGACUGGCCCCUCGGGGUCACUGUCAGGGUCUUUGCCAGUAAAAGGGGUUCUGUUUGAAAUAGAACUUUUCUAACGAUGUGUAUAAAACGAAGGUGUGCGAGUGAGGAGCUCUUCCCACAAUUCCCCAGAGCUCUGGAUGGAGGCUGCCUUGCUUCCUUCCCCGCAGGCUUAGCCGUGGAGGCGGAGCAGCAAGGCAGGCCCGUCUCCACUCAGGGCUGGCCAGUUCCCUCCUCCCAGCCAGCCGAGGCUUGUGCCAGCUGCUUGGAUGUCGCUGGGAUGGAAACAGCAAACUCGGACUUUCUUUCCCUUUCCCUGAACUUGAAGCAUUUUGUGUGUAGGGUUGCUUCGUGUUUGUUGCUGGUGUGCUGCUGUCACUCUCUGCCAAGGAGCUGGUGCACCAAGUGUUGCUGGGACCUUGAGGGACCCAGCACCGUGGGUCCAAGGAUUUCCCAGACAGCUGCUCCUCUUAGGAACCAGCUUAGCAGUUCUGCGAGCUCAGGCAGCUCGACCUCACAGCGGCCUCUCCCCGAGCCUUGACAGAGAGGGAAGGGGUGGUGCCCCGAGUGCCACCAACCUCGCCGCCUUUGAUAGAGAAAAACGCCCUUUGCCAGAUGUAGUCCCCCAGGCUGUGGGCCUCCAGGUGGGCCGCUUCGUCCCCUGUUGAGAAUGAAGGGCAUCCCCGCCAGCCGAGAGCCUCGAAGUGAGGCUUUGUCUGCACACAGGAGACGAUGCUCUUGGAAGCGGCUGAAGGGCCUGAGCUGCUGCACACUUCUGACUUGAUUUCUGGAGCCCCACUGGGCUCCGUCCUGGGCAUUCUGGGUAUUGAUACCUUCAAGGACACGCUCCUCCGGGAUGCUGGAGCCGUGAUGGUCAUGAACUUCCCGAUCCAGGCCCUGGGUUCUAGCACCGAGCACCAGCUGCAGACUAGCUCUAGCUUCCUGGGACCCCAGGCAGGCCCCCAGACCGGUCAGGGCCUUCAGAGGAUAGUUUCGUCUCCCCAGAUCUGUGUCCCUUCCCCUGGCCCUGCAGGGACAGCCGUGUCUGCUGUGCUGGCUGCACUGGUCUGAAUGGCUCCUGGAGUCACUUGCUGUGCUUCCCGCAGCGACUCGCCAUGUCAGGGCGGGAUGUGAGCUGCCGUGAGGAGUUUGGAAGCCUCAGGCUCCCGUGUAUUCAGAGUGUGUUCAUGUGCAUGUGUGUGUACAUACGUGUGUGUACAUAUAACAUGUGUCUACAGAAUAUCGUGUGGUAGCUCUGGGUUGGCCAUCUGAUUGUUUUGUAAUGCCCAGCGCCUUGCCUCGGAAUUGCCAGUUUCUUGUGCAAUAAACAGUCAGCAGCUGUG